UAUAUAAAAAACACCUAAGAAAAUGCUCUUUUUUAACUGUAACACUGUAUUAAUAAACAAUUUAUUAAUGAUAUUAUCUCAUUUGAAUACUGUUUUCUCUAUCUAUAUAGAUUGUGUUAUCAAUGUAUUUACAUUUCCUUCUGACCACCAUUUGUGUGGGAGUUGUUGCAAGCAAAAUAAACACAAAGUAUAUUAUGUCAGUUGAUGAUAUCAAAGAGUACAAAAAAAUACUUAAAACACAUAAAAACUUGUUGACAGUUUAUUCGUCUGAUGAUAAAUCUGCUGUUAAAACACUUAAAUGGCUUGAUAAUGUAUCAAAAGAAAUUAAAGGAAAAGGAUCAAUUAUCCACAUUAACUGCGGUGAAAACAAAGAAACUAAAAAACUCUGCAAAAAGUAUGAGGUCAACCCACAACCAAUUAAACUAAGACAUUACAAAGAUGGAAACUUUAACAAAGAUUAUGACAGACAAGAAAAUGAAAAGUCAAUGGUCUCAUUUAUGAUGGAUCCAACUGGAGAUGCUCCUUGGGAAGAGGAUCAAAGUGCUCAAAAUGUUGUACAUAUAAACAAUGAGAAGGACUUGAACAAAUUGCGCAAAAAAGAGAAAGGGCAGUUACUGAUCAUGUUUUAUGCACCAUGGUGUGGUUUUUGCAAAAAGUUAAAACCUGAAUAUGCUGGUGCUGCUGAUGAGAUGAAGAAUAAAGCCGUUUUAGCAGCAAUGGAUGUUGAUAAACCUGAUGUCUAUAAUGUGCGCUAUCAAUUUAAUAUUACUGGAUAUCCAACAAUUAUUUAUUUUGAAGAUGGAAAUGAAAAGUUUCGAUAUUCUGGUAAAAUGGACAAAGAGGGUAUUGUGACAUGGCUGGCAGAUCCUAAACCAGUAUCAAAAGAAGAACAAGGUGAUGAUUGGGAAGCUCCUGAAAUAACUCAUCUAAAUAAUGAUAACUUUGAUAGCACUUUAAAAACAAGUGUAUCAACAAUGGUUAUGUUUUAUGCACCAUGGUGUGGUUACUGCAAAAAAAUGAAACCAGAAUAUGUCAAUGCAGCAAUAACUUUGCAAGCUGAGAAUGUUAUUGCAACUCUUGCUGCAGUCGAUUGUACUCAAUCACAAGCUACGUGCAAUAAGUUUGAAGUUAAAAGUUACCCAACUAUUAAAUAUUUUAUCAAUGGAACUUUAAUGUAUGGAUUAAACACAUACAAAGCUGAUGAUAUUGUUGCAUUUAUGAAAGAUCCAAAAGAGCCACCACCUCCUCCACCUGCUGACUUGCCAUGGGCUGAAACAUCUGGAUCUGAAAUACUUCAUUUGUCCAAUGAAAAUUUUAAAGAUGAAAUGAAAACAAGAAAACAUACUUUAGUGAUGUUCUAUGCACCAUGGUGUGGCCAUUGCAAGAAAGCUAAACCUGAAAUUGAGGCUGCUGCUGAAUAUUUUAAAGAUGAUCGUAAGAUUACUUUUGCAGGUGUUGAUUGCACGGUUCAUGAUGCACUUUGUAAAAGCUAUGAAGUAUCUGGUUACCCUACAUUUAGGUAUUUUUUAUAUGGAAAGAAAGACUUUGUUUAUAAAGGAGGAAACACUAAAGAAAAUUUUAUUGCAUUUAUGAAAAAUCCAGAGGAACCAAUAAUUGAAAAAAGUCGACCUGUGGAGCCAGAAUGGAGUGAAACUAACACCAAUGUUGUGCAUUUAAACUUUAAUACAUUUGAUAACUUUAUCAGCAAAAAUCCGUCAGCUUUAGUUAUGUUUUAUGCUCCAUGGUGUGGCCAUUGCAAAGCACUAAAACCAGCUUAUACAGAAGCUGCUGAAGAAUUGUUGUAUAAAAACCAUAAGCUGUGUGCUGUAGACUGCACUAAGAACCAAGAUUUGUGUAAUGAACACAAUGUUACAGGUUAUCCAACUAUCAAACAUUUCUAUAAUGGAAAGGUAUCACAUUAUAAUGGUGGGCGGUCUAAAGAGGACAUAAUCACUUUUUUGAGCAGUAUUAAAACUGAAAAGAAGGUGCCAACAACAAAGAAUGAAUUUUGGGAUUCCAAUGAUGUCAUCCAUCUUGACGAUGUUACAUUCCCUGACUUUAUUAAGGAAACAAAAAUAGUUUUGAUAAUGUUCUAUGCACCAUGGUGCGGCCAUUGUAAUAAGAUGAAAAGUGAUUACCAAAAUGUUGCAAAUAUAUUUCACUCACAAAAAAUUCUGAAAGAGAGAAUUGCUGCUAUAGAUUGUGUUGUUAACAGAGCAACAUGCAUUAAGUAUGAUGUUCAUGGUUACCCUACACUUAAACUCUUUAAGGAUGGUGAAAAAUAUGCAGACUAUGAGGGAGGAAGAACUUCUUCACAAAUAGUUGAGUUUGUUAAAAAUUCUCGUCAUUCUACGCCACCAGUACAAAGUUGGUCUAAUGAAAACACAGCUGUUAUUCAUCUUAAUGAUGAUACAUUUGAUUCCUUUAUUGCAGAAUAUUCAUCUGUAUUGGUUAUGUUCUAUGCUCCUUGGUGUGGCCAUUGCAAGAGCAUGAAGCCAGCCUAUGAGAAAGCUGCAGAAUAUGUUAAUCUUAAAGAAGAGGUUCCUGGUAAACUAGCAGCUUUUGAUUGCACUGUUAAUAAAGUUGUUCCAAAAGCUUUAGCUUUACAGGGAUACCCAACUUUGAUGUAUUUCAAAAAUGGUCAUCAGUUAGAAAAGUAUGAAGGGGAUCGUUCAUUUGAAUCAAUUGUUGAUUAUAUGAAAAAAGCUUCAGAAAAAAAAGAAGGACCAUCUGCUGUUAAAGAAUGGAAAGACGAGCCAUCAGCCGUACACCACAUAACCCAAAAUUCUUUUGAAGAAUUUAUUCUUGAAAAAGAUGUACUUAUCAUGUUUUAUGCUCCUUGGUGUAGUCACUGUAAUGGAAUGAAACCUGCAUUUAUGCAGGCAGCUAAUACAUUAAAGAAAGAAAAUUUUCCUGGUGUGUUAGCAGCAGUUGAUGCGACUAAAGCAGUAGAGUUGGCAAAUAAGGAAGGUGUGAAGGCAUACCCUACAUUGCGAUAUUACAGUAAAGGAGAGUUUAUAGAACAAUUUACUGAUGAUCGUUCUGUAGAAAACAUCAUAAGAUUUAUGAAAAAACAAAAAGAAUCUCCUCAUCGUCGUCAAGCUUCUAUUGACAACUUUGAUUGGUCAGACAUGCCUAGCCAAGUCACACAUUUAUCUGCAGAUGGUUUCCAAUCUUUUCUGAAUGGAAAGACCCAUGCUCUUGUUAUGUUUUAUGUAAAAUGGUGUAAUGGUUGUUUUGAAAUGCGAGGGAGUGUUAUGCAAGCAGCUUCACGUCUCUCCACACAACCAUUAUAUGCUUUUGCUGCUAUUAACUGCGAUGAAAAUGACGUAUUUUGCAGCAGCAUUGGAGUUGUGGUUUUUCCUUCAAUCAAAUACUAUUCAAAAGGGGAGUUUGUUGAAAAUUAUGAAGGUAUCGUAAAACCCGAAACUAUAGUGAACUAUUUGAAAUCGAAAGUUAAAGAUGAGUUGUAGUCGCUUUAAUUAGUAGUUUUUUAAUAUAGCUAAAUAUUUUUUACUCAAUUGGUUAGGAUCUAGUUUUUGAUUAGCUCUUUUAUAUUUUAUUUAAUUAUAGUAUUGUUUUGUUUUUUUCGUAAAACAGAAAUUCAUUUUGUAAUAUAGCAAGAUAUGUAACAAUUUAAACUGUAAAUUAAAGGAAACUAAGAAUCGCCUGUUAAAAUUUUUCUGUACUUUUUAUUACUUUCUAUUUAUACAUUUUUAUGCAAAAAUAUUCUGUAACUCUAAUGUCAAUACUGUAAAAUGUAUUUGCGUUGAUAUUUUAUGGUGGAACAAAUGUAAUUUUAUGGAAUAAAAGAUAUCUAGAAGUUCAAAGUAAAAA
Molecule: messenger RNA, 3837 nt
Organism: Hydra vulgaris (swiftwater hydra)
Lineage: Eukaryota; Metazoa; Cnidaria; Hydrozoa; Anthoathecata; Hydridae
Product: protein disulfide-isomerase A5
Biological process (GO): protein folding
Cellular component (GO): endoplasmic reticulum
Molecular function (GO): protein disulfide isomerase activity
Source: RefSeq, a predicted model, not a curated record